ACACGCAUUGGCUACACGCGCUCUAGACAAAUCCGUGCUCGAGUGACGUGGGGACGUGUGCGCGUUGAAUAUCUCCUAUAUACUAUAUCUGUCUUGAGAGAGAUUCACAUUUGUAACUUGUUUUUAUUAGAUUUUGACGUCAUUUUAAACGCUUUCUGAGACGCGCGAUCUCCAUCCGUUCCUUUCUUUCCUAACUCGUUUAUAGUCCAUUUCUCUUGAUAUGCAAUUAUCUCUCCUCGUCUUCCUCUUUGGGAGUGCGACGAUCUUCAAACACCAGACAAACUAAUCUGGGUUUUUUUUUUAUCAGCAAUGGCCAGAACUGACACAAAGUAAGACUAUACACACACGAAGGCAUCAACACAAGCUUCUCCAUUGUGGUCAACCUGUGAGAGCAGCAGAGAAACACGGGGAGUAAACGAGUGCAGGAAGGAGAAAAGGAGUGUGCGAGGACAGUCGAUGGAUGCUGCCCGGAUUGAAGGGACAGCACAUUCUCAUCUGACGAGGAAAAGAAAGAUUUCAAAAUUGAGUCGAAGGACAGAAACUCGCCGUCAGGCAUGGUGUGUGAGAAGGGCAUUCAGAUCCUUCUCACCAUCGUGGGUGCUUUCGCAUCCUUCGGCCUGAUGACGGUGGCUAUCGGCACUGAUUAUUGGCUGUACUCGCGGGCACUCAUCUGCAACAGCACUGCCAAUAACACACAAGAGGAUCCCCAUAACAAGGAGAAGAAGGACCCCGGGGCCUUGACGCACUCUGGCCUGUGGAGGAUCUGUUGUCUGGAGGGGGUGAAGCGUGGCGUGUGCUCCCAGAUCAACCACUUCCCAGAGGACGCUGACUUUGAUCAUGAUGGAGCAGAAUACGUCCUGCGAGUGGUCCGGGCCUCCAACAUCUUUCCCAUUCUUAGUGCCAUCCUGCUGCUAAUGGGAGGAGUCUGUAUCGCAGCCAGCCGUUUCUACAAGAGGAAAAGGAACAUCGUGCUGGGGGCUGGCAUUCUGUUUGUAGCGGCAGGCCUGAGUAACAUCAUUGGUGUGAUAGUGUACAUUUCUGCUGCUCUGGGUGACAUUUCCCCAAAAAAGGAUGAAGAUAAGAAAUGGCAGUACUCCUACGGCUGGUCCUUCUACUUCGGCGGGCUGUCCUUCAUCCUGGCUGAGAUGGUGGGCGUGCUGGCGGUAAACAUCUACAUCGAGAAGAACAAGGAGCUCCGAUGUCGCUCUCGCACCGAUAUCUUUAAGAGCACCACUCAUGCCAUGCUACGGCUCCCGAGCUACCGCUUCCGCCGUAGAUCACGUUCCAGCUCUCGAUCCACAGACCCCUCACGCUCACGAGACCCCUCUCCCGUGGGCGGCCCACCGGGGGGAAAGAACUUCGGAAUGCCCCCGUCUGCUUUACUCUCUCAGGGGUCCAUCUCUGUGUCCACUCUACCCAACCCUCACUCCCGCUCUGCUCUGCCAGGGGGCGAUAUUUCCCUUUACACCCUCUCCCGAGACCCCAAACUGGGUGGUUUGGGAGGGCUAGGCGCUCCUCCGAUGUACGGCACGGUGGACCGUGCCACGCUAUACCAGCUGCACAACUGCUUCCCAAAAGAGAGCGGAGGGGGCGGGGGAGGCAUGAUGAUGAGUGGGACGCUGCCCUCGCUCAAAUCCCACAAUCCCUCAGCCGUCCAGAAUUCUUCCAACUCCAACGCACCGCUCAGCAACUCCAUACCAUCCUCCCAGCCUCCACCUUUCUCCUCCUCUACGGUGGAGCGGGAACGAGGGAUGGGAACGCUGGAUAGGCUAGGAAAAGGUGACAGAGAGAGCAACUCCAACACGCUUAAUAGGAAAACUACACCAGUGUAGACAGAUAGAGGGUUGGCGUAGCUUGUAAAGCGCAAAAGCCAGAGAUAACGUAAAUGGAAAGACUGGAAAACAACUAAAAAGGGAUAAGUCUCUCGGCAUUGAAAUUGUUUCACUUUAUGAAAAAAUGAAGAGUAACACAAUGACAAACAUCUCAUAAUAACAACAACGCCUCAUUUUUUUUUUUUUUUCUUCAUUACUGUUUUAAUGAAACCAUUAUCAUGGAAUACUGUGAUAUUAUUUUGCUUGAUUUUAGGCGUGGAAUUUCAAGACGGUGAAGUGUUGUUGUUAUUAUGACUGCGUUUGACUGCUAGCUUUUAACAUGUUGAAUGAUUCUAGUUUUUAAACUAGAAAGACUAUUUUGCUUUUUUUUUUAAAGAUUUUUGACUGUGAUUCCAAAAUGUGAUACUGAGCACUGCAGAAACAUGAGUGUAUUCAAUGUGUGUGAGAAGAUUAUUACUACGACUAACUUUGUGAGAAGCAUUUUAUUUAUUUUAAAGAAAGUAUUAUUUUCUACCCUUUGAUAACAUGCAAUUUAGUGUAAUAUCUGUCUUCCAGCUCAGUGAAGAGAUCAGCACCAUAACUGAUGGACUGAAAUGACAAAGAGUUAAAAUGAAAAAGAUUUUUAUAUAAACCUACCAUCAUAUUAUUUUUGUUAAAAUCACUAUUAUUAGUAGAAGUAGCACUUGAAUUGAAAACCUUUGUUUUGGGGCAUUAAAACAUUCCCUCACUUGGUUAAAGAGGGACAGAUGAUAUAUUUGUACAGAGAAAAUGACGAAUGAUGACAUUCAGAAGAGGGGCUUCUAUCCAAAACUGUGCUUUUCAAAUCGGAGGGAGGGAGGAUGGAAAAACACUACAUUUUGAAAUGCAAAUGUAUAUUACACAUAACUGUAUUUGAAAAAAAGAGAUACUUUAAAAAUCUAGAGUACAGAUAUGGGGGGGGGUCUUUAUGUAUUAAAAAAGGGCAGAAUGGGUGGGUGGGUCUGGCUUUUUUGAAUAUGUAUGAGGACACUGUCUUCCUUGAGCUCUGAUUGGGCUACACUAUGUGGGGCAUGCCCUGUGUCAUUUGUGUUUUCCCUUCAUUGUGUCAUGUGAUCAUGACAGCAUCCCAAAGGCAAACUCCCAUCCAAAAAAACCAAACAAAAAAUGUUCACUGUGCUGCACCUGACUCCCUUUGAUCCGUCUGCUUCUCUAAAUGAAAAUUAUAUAUGUGGACAUUCUGCUAACCUUUAACCUUUAUUCCAUGAUCCCAGCCAACAAGAGGUCAACACAGGACAUUACAUAAAGAGUGCAAAUGGGGAUCAGAUCACAAUCUCCUGCAGUCGGGGGUAUUUUUUAAUUCAUACAAAAAAAAAUGUGAAAAGCUACACAGACAGCAUUUAUGUGGUCAGUUAUAAAUAUUACGUAGUGGAGAAUAGAUAUAUCUAGAGAAAAUAUGGUUUAUCUUAAUGUGUGAUAAACUAACACUGUAUUGCACGAACUUUAUAUAUAAAAGAAACAACAG
Messenger RNA from Cyprinus carpio (common carp), 3333 nucleotides. Its product is annotated as calcium voltage-gated channel auxiliary subunit gamma 8b. Gene Ontology annotation, cellular component: postsynaptic density membrane; AMPA glutamate receptor complex. Lineage: Eukaryota; Metazoa; Chordata; Actinopteri; Cypriniformes; Cyprinidae. Gene Ontology annotation, biological process: transmission of nerve impulse; regulation of AMPA receptor activity; neurotransmitter receptor internalization. Gene Ontology annotation, molecular function: channel regulator activity; voltage-gated calcium channel activity. The record is from RefSeq and is a predicted model, not a curated record.